AUGGCUUCUAGAGGAGAUCGCACUACCGCAAUGCAAAACACCGCGAGGCCUUCAAUGGCGCCUCAGGGCUCUACAUCUACCGGCGGAGCGGUCAAGGCGAGACAAUUGACACACCUCCAUUCGCAGCUGGCGCAGCUCUCAGCUAACCUGGCGGACACGGAGAACCUCCUGCGCAUGACGAGUGUGCAGGCCGAGGCUAUGAGGGGGUUGGGGAGUUGGCAUGGUGGAUUGUUCAUGGCGGCGAGUAAGGUACUGGGUGAGGAGUCGGUGAAGGAACAGGCGCAGACGUCGCAACGAAAGAGUCGAUAG
Molecule: messenger RNA, 309 nt
Organism: Annulohypoxylon truncatum
Lineage: Eukaryota; Fungi; Ascomycota; Sordariomycetes; Xylariales; Hypoxylaceae
Product: DASH complex subunit Hsk3 like-domain-containing protein
Exons: 3
Coding region: 1-309 (102 amino acids)
Biological process (GO): attachment of spindle microtubules to kinetochore
Cellular component (GO): DASH complex
Source: RefSeq, a predicted model, not a curated record